UUUAAUCAUGUUGUUCCGUACACUACCAUACACUCUUUAUAGGACUACGAAAUGACGGAGUUUUUACCGGUACCCGCUAAAUACGUUAAAUGUUAAGUAUUAGAUUUUUUAAAUGUUUAAAAUGUACAUGUAUAGGUAUUAAGCACUUAUAAUUAUUAUGAUUAAGCUGGCUAACAUUUAUACAGUAUGUAGUUUAUGGCAAUCUGUAUGGGCAGAUGACUAUAAAUGUUUUCAAUACGCUACAUAUCUUAUAAACGCAAAAUUGAGUAUUUGGCGUUACAUUACUCCAAGAAAUGAUCACUAAUACCACGAGAAGACAUGGAGGUAUCAUAAAAAGUGUGAACGGACCAGACAUUGCCACUUGUGGCAAUAUACACUCCACAGUACAAAUCAUCCAGUAAAUCUUGUGUGAAGAUGGAAGGUGGACUAGAGGGUGCUUUGGUAGUGGCUGCAGCAUUCUGCAUACAGAUUUUAGUAUUUGGAACUUCGCAGUCAAUCGGAAUGUUCUACAUUCAAUGGCAGCGAUAUUUCAGCAGAUGGGGGGCUGCAGUGUCGCUGGUGGGCUCGAUAAACCUUGGUGUCUUCCUUGGGGCAGGUCCAGUGUCAAGUCUGCUGUUGUGCAGGUGGUCACAUCGGCAGGUGGCUAUGCUGGGUGCAGUCCUCACCAACCUGGGCCUCAUUGUGAUACUGUUUGCUCCGAAUCUCGACUACAUGCAUGCAUUCUUCAGCGUUCUCACUGGUCUAGGUAACAGUCUGGUGUAUGUUUCAUCUCAUGUGCUCAGUGGCCUGUACUACAGCAAAUACAGAAGUCUGGCAACAGGCAUUGCCACAGCAGGCUCUUGUUUGGGAUCCACAGUGUUCCCCAUAUUGAUCCAUGAGUUGAUCCAGUAUUACGGCUUGCUUGGGUCCCUGUUCAUCAUAUCAGGCUUGAACCUCCACUUGCUGAUUUUCACUGCCCUGCUUUGGCCAGUUCCCAGGAGGACGCAGGUUCUGGUGUCAAGAGCCGAUAAUUUGGAGGAACCGGAAUCUGUGACACAUGGUGUAAACCAGAAUGUGGAAAUUGAAAUGAGAAGGGAUGCACUCAGUAGGUCAAUAUAUUGUGAUAAUGAGGAUCAUAAUGGCGGUGUGUCUGUACCUAGAGAGGUAUUAAAUCAGCAACUGGACAUAAAUAGUGAAUGUAAAGAUGAAAACCUAUGUGUAGAAAAUGUGAACAUAGACAAAAAUAAUGUAUCAUCACCACUGAUGUGGAGUACCAGUAAACCACAAGCAUCUGCAAGUCAAACAAAAACUAGAAUAACAGAUUUCCUCAUAUAUCUUCUGAGUAAUAUUUUUUGGAAUGCUGGGGCACGCAUCAUGCUGAUAUUCUUCGCUGAUGAUGCGUUCUCAAUGGGACUGAACAACCGAGACUUGAUCAUUCUGUUCGAUCUAAUAGGGCCUGCCAACUGUGUGGGGUGUGUCCUGGGUGGGAUGCUGGGCAACAUCAGGCAUUUCGACCGCAUUCAUGUCUACAUAUUGGGUAAUUUCGGGGCUGGUCUUCUUGCCUGUCUGAUUCCGUGGAAGGCGACCCACACAUUUUGGUGUUUAGCAAUAAUCGUCUUCCUGUUUUGGUUGAUGUACGGAAUCAUCCUAGGGUUAUUGGUUGUCGUGACGUCGGACCUGCUGGGUACGAAAGCACUGGGCUGUGGUUUUGGGUUCCUGACGUUUAGUCAUAUGAUAGGAACGUUCGGUGGACCGUGUAUUGCAGGUACUGGAUCGUUCGUUGGACCGCUGAUUACAGAUUGGUAUAUAGACUCGUUCGAGAAUAAUGACCUAGCAAUGUACUUAUCCGGUGGUUUCUUAAUCCUGGGUGGGGCAGUCAUGUGCCUGGUUCCACUGAGACGACGACUCUGUCACACCUCACACCCAACAGUUGUACGCUGUCAUGACCGAGAGGAAAUAAUAGAGCCACCUGACAGAUGCACGGGGAUCUGAGUGGAGUUUGUAUAAAAUGAGAUAACGUGCUCACAUUAAAACAUUUACCGGUGAUGAUUGUCUCGAAUGUUGGUCACAAGUAUAGAUGAUUGGAUUGUGGAUUAUUAAAGAACAGGUCAUUUGUUUGUAAACUAUCGAGGAACGGGUGAUUUGUUUGUAAACUAUCAAAAACAGGUAAUUGGAUUGUAAAUGAUAGAAAUACAUGUCAAGUUGCAAGAUUGUUUGUGACUGUUUGUAGUAUUAUGAAGUAGAUGUUUAGUGAUUGAUUUGAGUGCAUAUAAAGUGUCAGUGUUGAGAUUGAUUGAAGUGUGUAUAAAAACAUUUUUAUACGCCUGUUUUUCAAAACGGGACGUAUUAUAGUUUUGCCCUUGACCGGCGGCGUCCACAGCAGUUUCCGCUCUCUAUUUCCUUUUUUUUCAUCCGAUCUUCACCAAACUUAGUCAGAAGUUGUAUCAAGACAAUAUCUUGGUCAAGUUUGAAUAUGGGUCAUGCCGGGUCAAAAACUAGGUCAAGGGGUCACUUAGUGCAUUUCAAGGAUUUAGCAUGGUGUCCGCUCUCUUGUUGAAGUAGUUUAUAUCCGAUCUUCACCAAAUUUGGUCAGAAGUUGUAUCUAGACACUAUCUGGGUCAAGUUCGAAUAUGGAUCAUGCCGGGUCAAAAACUAGGUCACGAGGUCACUUAGUGCAUUUCAUGCAUUUAGCAUGGUGUCCGCUACUUAAUUGAAGUAGUUUUCAUCCAAUCUUCAUCAAAUUUAGUCAGAAGUUGUAUCUAGACAAUAUCUAGGUCAAAUUCGAAUGAGGGUUAUGCCGGGUCAAAAACUAGGUCACGGGGUCACUUAGUGCAUUUCAAGGAUUUAGCAUGAUUGUGUCUGCUCUCUAAUUGAAGUAGUUUCCAUCCAAUCUUCACCAAAUUUAGUCAGAAGUUGUGUCUUAAUGAUAUCUAGGUCAAGUUUGAAUAAGGGUCAUGCCGAGUCAAAAACUAGGUCACGAGUUCACUUAUUGCAUUUCAAGCAUUUAGCAUGGUGUCCGCUGUCUAAUUAAUGUAGUUUUCAUCCAAUCUUCAUCAAAUUUGGUCAGAAAUGGUAUCAAGACAAUAUCUAGGUCAAGUUCGAAUAUGGGUUAUGCUGGGUCAAAAACUAGGUCACAGGGUCUCUUGGUGCAUUUCAAGGAUUUAGAAUGUUGUCUGCUCUCUAAUUGUAGUAGUUUUCAUCUGAUCUUCACCAAAUUUGGUCAGAAGUUGUGUCUAAAUGAUAUCUAGGUCAAGUUCAAAUAUCGGUCAUGCCGGGUCAAAAACUAGGUCACUUAGUGCAUUUCAAGCAUUUAGCAUGGUGUUCAAAACCUUAAAACGAGCGUAUCUUGUGACAGUUUGGCACUCUCGUUAUGAUUGAUUUACAUGCACAGCCAAUCUGAUGUGAAUGAGCAAAUUUAUUGUGAAUGAGCAAAAUGUAUAUAAUUAUAUAGUCAGUGUUUUAUUAUUAAAUGAUUAGGGAUUUAGUUUUGUGCAUAUCAAGUCUACAACACAGUGCAUUUAUCUUAAGAAAAAUAGCAUAGAGUGAGGAUUGAUUCUCCGGUGCCUAGGUGGACACCAUAUCCAUAACACUAGUGGAGCUUUCCAGGUCCACACGGUUCUCUUGUCUUUUAACUAGUCUUGAUAUUCAUGUUUCAAUCUGUUUAAGCCCACUGUUUUUGGUCAUAAUUUAUUUCAAGAAGUUAGUUUAACAGUUAUUUGUUAUAACAGUAAUUUUAAUUUUUCAUGGCAAUUUUAUCCUUGGUAAAUGACAUAACAGUUUCACUAAAUGGCAUUAAAUUAACAUGUACAUUG
Molecule: messenger RNA, 3791 nt
Organism: Dreissena polymorpha
Lineage: Eukaryota; Metazoa; Mollusca; Bivalvia; Myida; Dreissenidae
Product: monocarboxylate transporter 14-like
Exons: 7
Coding region: 415-1971 (518 amino acids)
Biological process (GO): transmembrane transport; monocarboxylic acid transport
Molecular function (GO): monocarboxylic acid transmembrane transporter activity
Source: RefSeq, a predicted model, not a curated record